This is a messenger RNA of Suricata suricatta (meerkat), 2692 nucleotides long. RefSeq names its product integrin alpha-D-like. Gene Ontology annotation, biological process: cell adhesion mediated by integrin; cell-matrix adhesion; cell-cell adhesion. The record is from RefSeq and is a predicted model, not a curated record. Gene Ontology annotation, cellular component: integrin complex; external side of plasma membrane. Bases 16 to 546 code for a protein of 176 amino acids. The transcript has 5 exons. Gene Ontology annotation, molecular function: integrin binding. Lineage: Eukaryota; Metazoa; Chordata; Mammalia; Carnivora; Herpestidae.
AACAUUGUGACAUGGAUGGGAAGAGAAUAUUGUGUUUUGCUGCAGCUCCCCUUUGAGAAGAAUUGUGGACAAGACCACGUCUGUGAAGGGGAUCUGAGGGUCAGUCUCAGCUCCUCAGGCCUGCAGACCCUGGUGGUAGGGAGCUCCUUGGAGCUUAAUGUGACAGUGACUCUGUGGAAUGAGGGUGAGGAUUCCUAUGGCACUGUGAUCAGCUUCUACUACCCAGCAGGGCUGUCCUAUCGACGAGUGUUAGCAACCCAGCAACCACACCAGCGUUCACUGCGCCUGGCAUGUGAGGCAGAGCCCACGGGGAAUGAGAGCCUGAGGAGCGGAAACUGUAGCGUCAACCAUCCCAUCUUCCACGAGGGCACUAAGGGCACCUUCCUAAUCACAUUUGAUGUCUCCUACAAGGCCACCCUAGGAGACAAGUUGCUUCUGAGGGCCAAUGCACGCAGUGAGAAUAAUAAGCCUACGUCCAGCAAGACCACCUUCCAGCUGGAGCUCCCCGUGCAAUAUGCUGUCUACAUGGUGAUCAGCAGGUAUUGAUUAUCUACCCUCCCUUCUGACCUCUGACCUUCCUCCAAGUCUAGGACCUCCCAUGGCUGCCCAGCCUGCUGUCUAAAGGAUGGGUAUCUAAACUAUCCCCUCUGAUUCCUCACAUGGAAGGACUUGUGACCAGCCAUGCACUUAUCUAUACCAUAAUACCACAUACCAUCUACUUCUUGCUUCCUCUCUGAUGAAUUGGACUACUCAUCGGACACACGUUUGCCACCAUUGUGCACCCCUUCCUCUUUCCCCAAGGUGCACGCUUCCUUUAACAUUAAGCCAAUUCUCUUUCUGGUACUAAAUGUAAGUGUGCGGAGGUGAAACUAACUAGGUUAAGAUUGAGGCUUUUUGAGCCACUCUGAAGUGGGGAAUAUGGUUUGUCACCACACAGAGGAAAUAGAAGGUCAGGUUUUCGCCAAACCAAAAGGAGAGCAGAGGUGUGAGAAGCUGCUCGGAAAGUCUCUAAGAGGCCAAGGCUGUAGCAGCCCGAGGAGAGGCCAAUGCAGGGCUGUGGCUCUCAGUUCUGCAAGUGGGUAGAAGAGCGGGGGCAGGCCAGGCUAGAAGCAGGGCAAGGGGCUCUGCAUAUCUUGCUAAACUCCAGAGGUUUAGAGAGUUGGUCAGAAGCUUAUAAUAUUGCCAUGGGACAGAGUUUGCUACUGCUGUUGCUGCUGACACAUGAAAUUUGAGGGGAACUCGGUUGGGGUUGGUGAUCAAACAGUGUGUCAUUGCCCUUCCAAUUUUAGUAUAUGUGCUGCCGAAGCGAGCACAUGUCAUUGCCCUUCCAAAUCCAUGUCCUGAUUUCCCCUUCUAUCCAGGGGAGAAUAGUGAAACUUAGAAUAAGAGCGUACAGUAUGUGUACUUAUGAUAUAACAGGCAUUUUCAAUGUACUUUACAUGUAUUUACAUUCAUUUAAUCUUUCGAAUAACUCUAUGACAUAGUUAUUGUUAACCAUGCUUUUUUAGCAACAAAGACAUCAAGAGGUUAAAUACCUUGUCCCUGUCCGUGAGCUGGGAAGCGGUAGCACCGUGAAUCACGCAGAUGGUCUGGCCCCAGAGCUUGUGCUCAUGCCCAUACACUCCUGUGCCUCUCCAAGGAUUGGGGAAGCUGAGUGAUUUACUCAAAUUUAAAAAGAGAGUUAGAACUGAAGCUUUAAGGUGAGAAAACUGAAGCACAGAGAGAAACAGUUAGGAUCAGGAGCAUAGAGGAAGGACAACACACCGAGGGGAAAAAUAAAUUCUAACAUUUAUGUCAUUGCUGCCAACUUCAUCACGGCUCUAUUACAGGCACUGUUAUUAGCAUCCUCAUGUUAAAGAAACUACAGGGCUCCAGAGAGGUUUGGUAACUUGCCUUAAAUUAGUUGGGUAGGAAGUGGUAGACUGAAAUGUGAACCCAGGUGACUUGGCUCCAAAGCCCAUGUUCUUAAUCAUCAAACUGACAGUCACAUCCGUUGGACACCUGUAGGGCCCAUGGAGUUUCUGUAUGGCUGGCCUGGUCUGUACACUGGUUGCUGGUGAAAUGUGCAGGUCCCUUUGCUUGUUUGCUUGAUUCCACUGAGACCUUAGAUGAUAACUCCGGGAAGGCAGGGAUUAUAGGCUGUUAACUGCGUAUCUCCAGUCAAGGACCCAGCCAGUCACAGGGUAAAUAUUUACUGAAGGAAGCAAUGGAUGGAUGGGUUUAUGGAGGGAUGGAAACCCACCUGCAGCCUGGGACAUUUAUGUCCACUCCAGGGGCUUGUGUUCACACGCAUCCUUCCUCACAUUUACUUAAAUGGCCUAGGAUAGCCACAUUUAUUUUCUUCAUUUAUCUGGAAGGCCUUCCACUGCAUUUUGUCCUGAGUGAUCCAACCAGGAUUCCUGUGAGUCCCCUUAGGCCUUUUUGGUUCUGGCAGUGGCCUCUGCAAGCAUCACUAAGGCCAACCAUGUACCUACUAGAGGACAGAGCCAUGUGAAUGCCUUCUUCCCAGGGGAAAAUGUUUCAAUGUUAUGAUAGGUAAUGUUUGAGUUGGGUCUUUAAGUGCAAUUUUCCAGAAGGGAGGUGGUAAGUCCAUUCCAAGCAAAAGAAAGACCUUGAGCAAAGUUAUGGGGACAUGAAAGGGCCAAGGGUGACUAGCAGUUCUAGGUGACUGGGGCAAAGACACGGGAGAAGA